AUGUCUAUCGAUGCAGUGUCGGACACUUACUGGCAAACAACCAGAAGUACCAUCAGAGAACGAUGUGAGGCCAUUUUUAAUCAAGAACUCCUUAGCGAUGUGAAAUUCGUGGUUUGUGACUCUCAAGGCGAAAGUAAGACGAUUCCAGCUCACAAGUUCAUGUUAGCGAUCAGUAGCCCAGUGUUUUUUGCCAUGUUUUUCGGCAAAGUGGCAGCGAUAAAAGAUCCAGUUGAGAUUUUCGAUUGUGAGUAUGAAAGCCUUCUUGAGUUGUUUCGUUUUAUCUACAGCGACGAGGCGAAGCUGAACGCUGAUAAUGUCAUGCAGUUGCUUUAUUUAUCAAAGAAAUAUAUGCUGCCUACUUUGGCUGAGAAGUGUUCUGCUUUCCUUAAAGAGAACUUAAAUGCGUUAAACGUGUUUCACAUUUUGCCGGAUGCGCAGAAAUACGAAGAGAAAGAUUUGAUGAAUCACUGCUGGAAAUUGAUUGAGACACAGACAGAAGAAGCUGUAAAAUCAGAGGGUUUCGUUACAGUUGAAAGGUCAGCACUGGAGGAGUUAGUUGAGAAGAAUUCGCUGAAUAUCAAAGAAGUGGAAUUAUUCAAAGCUAUCGAUUGCUGGGCUGAAAAAGAAUGUGAAAAGCAAGGUCUCGUAGCUGAAGGUUCCGUGAAAAGAAGAGUCCUUGGGGAACGCGUUGUUCAAGGAAUUCGUUUUCCUGUGAUGGAGCAAACAGAAUUUGCUGAUAUCGUCCUCGAUUCUGAAAUACUUACACCCAAAGAGACGAACCGUCUGGUUAAGUAUUUUAACUCUGUGCUUUAUGAUCCAGUGGGAUUUCCUGACGCCAAGAGAGCUGGGCACAAACUUGAAGUUUCUAGGUUUAGAUCACUAGGCAGGGGUUGGGGUUCACACUAUCCAGACUAUAUAUAUUUUGAAGUUGACAAGGACAUACAUCUACACGCAAUACAACUUUUUGGAAGAGACAACGGUGAAUAUUCAGUAACACUCGAGGUGUUCGAUGAUAACAGCGGCAAAACUGUGAGAAGGCAAGAAGGGAUUUUUUUUAUCUAAGCAGAUAAACUGUGAAAUUGGCGAUCACCAUGGCUUUGAUAUUAUACUUGUGCCGUCUAUUGCUAUAAAAGCAAACAGAUGGUAUCUAAUUUCAGCUACCAUUACUGGUCCCCCAUCUUGGUAUGCAACAAAUGGAUGCUCUACUGUAGAAACGUCUGGAGUGACAUUUAACUUUUAUUCGGUUUCAAGACCCACCAGUUGUGAAAAAGGACAAAUUUCUAAAUUUGUGUUUACUCUGGACUGAAUCAUGUUUUUGUAGCAUACUAGUCGUUUUUUUUAUUGCUCAACCUCGGCCCUCUGUUGUUACUCUUAAGCUUAGACAAAAGAAUAAGAUCCACUUCGGUUAGCGCCUGAUAUAAUGCUGGUGGGUAGCCUGGCAGUGGCCGGACGGAAUGACAAACCAUCUAGAAGGGAUAGAAAAUGAUGGCUUACAAUGUAGAAAUAAAAGUUUGUCAAUCCGGAACUGUAACAUUUGCAUCUAUUUAAAUGUUCUCAAAACAUAGCCAAAGUCUUAAAGUCUUAAUGAUGCUGACAGUUUCGAUGACUGUCAGCCAUCUUUAUCAAAACUUGGAAAUCGUCAAAGGUGUGAGAAGUCUUAAAUAGGCUUCUGAAGGUGUUAGUUAUUGCGAUAAACGCUCAAAGUCACUCUGUAGACGCCCUCCCCCCUGGUUGGGGGGUGGAGAUCACUUGUGUUCAUAUGGGAGAAAGCUGAUAGGCUCCCUCGUCCCUGUUCAAAGUAGGAGUGUUCGAUCUAAUACAUAUGCUUUCCUUGUUCCAUCUCUUAAACUUGUCGCUUUCCUGCUCAACUAUUUCACUUGCUUCCCAAUUCAUAAUAUGAAUUUUCUGACAGACGUGGUCUGUUAUGGCUGAUUUAUGGUGUUCAUUGGUAGAAGCUGUGCGGGUGGAUCUUGUGAAAUUUUUGUCAGAGAUCUUUUCUGCUUCCUUUCUGUGCUCUGUGAUCCUGGUUCCCAGCUGUCUCCCUGUUUCACGGAUAGAGUGACUUUGCGCGUUUAUCGCAAUAAUUAACACCUUCAGAAGCCUAUUUAAGGCUUCUGACACCUUUGACGAUUUCCAAGUUUUGAUAAAGAUGGCUGGCAGUCAUCGAAACUGUCAGUAUCAUUAAGCCUUUAAGACUUUGGCUAUGUUUUGAGAAAAUUUAAAUAGAUAUUAACUUCAGUAGCCUGAUGAAUUUUUUCAAGAAUGUAACAUUUGCAAUAUGAAACUGUACAGUUCUCUUACUGACUUUAGCUGUGAAUUUAUUUCAUUCUGAUUGUGAUUUUCACCAAUGUCUGUUUCCUUAAACUGGAAUGACCGUGUGAAAUGUUUUCUCCUCAGUAAGUACAAUAUCCUUGUAAGAUAAAAGUAUUUUUUCACUGCUUAGUCAUUUUUUAACUAUGUCUUUGCUUCUUUGCGAGUUGUGUUGAAGAAGGCCAAAGCCCUAUGUGAGGGUAAAAAAUGAAAUGUAUAAAACAGCCCUUCCACGCGGGAAAAGUCAGCCUUAUCUGAUGCUGUGAAAUAUCGAUAGAAAUCGCAAAUACUUUGAUACCGUGAUACUCGUACAUCAUAAUUUCCGGCGGCGAUCUUCGCAACUUAUCUUCAAAUUCACUGUGAUACGUUCCGAGGCCCUUUCCUUUGCACUAAGGAGUAGCUUUAGAAUGCUGAUAAUCGCACAAAAAUUUUGGAAACUCGCCCUGCUAUCACUUUUCACGUUUGUUGGCGUUAUGCUGACGGUAAAGUGAAGGGCUCGGGGGAUAACGAACAACUCUUUUCCCCAAGUUUUCUUUUUUAUGCAAGAAUGAGAUAUUUGCUAUAGAAGUUACCACAAACUUUCCUAUUCUAGGACUAAAGCAGCGUGAAAAAUAGCCAGAUAUCGAUUUCAAUCAAUCUAGUGUUUUAAUUCCUUGGGUAAAUUUAAUGGAUAAAUUAUCCUACAGCAAGCCUUGUUUUAGAGCACGAGGCUGCGAAAGAUUUAGUAUCAAAUUGGGUGCAAAAUCAGAGUUCAAUCGCAUUUAUAUUUAACUGAAAUAAAUCGGCAAGGUUUGAAGCCGAAGGAAAGCGCCAGACUAGUAUUUUGUACAUUUAUUUUAUUUAGUUCUCCCAGUGACCGCUAAAUGAGAAAAAUGCCUGUUGAAUAAUUUUUAAACAUCGUCCGCGACUUAGAGACAGCUUGGCUUCCCUCUGAAGACGUCCUUAUCAGUUUCGGGUCAAAUGAUGCAAAGUCCUUACAAGCCUCAAGGCGCUUUCCAAGUAAAGUCAGAACUGGCCGGCCGGAACCGUCAUUUUGAAAUUUUUUGUCAAAUAUUUCCCUAUAACCCACCACUGCCGAGCUUUCCAUUUAUAAACAGACUGAUCUGGCUGGAUAACCCUGACAAAUAGUGGAAUUCUCUUUGCAAUUGAACUGGACUGGUAGGCCAGUUCUAACAAAUGGAAAGCGCCCUUAUACCUAAUCCAGGCAGUUAACUUAUCCAUUUGUUACGAGUUGUAUAUAUUUUUACCAUUUUAAGAGAUAUUGAUUGUAAAUAAUUCAUUAUUAUUAUUAUUAUUAUUGCUAUUAUUAUUAUUAUUAUUAUUAUUAUUAUUAUUAUUAUUAUUAUUAUUAUUAUUAUCAUCAUCAUCAUCAUUAUUGUUAGCUUUUAAAACUGAUCACAAGAUAAGCGACACAAGAUAACUAUAAUCCCCAGAGAACCCAUGAUUAAUAUUUCCAGCAAAUCACGACAGGUGAAGAGUGUAAAUUGUCGAAUCAAAUUUUGCAUUGAAACUUCCUCAGAAAACAAUGUGAUUAACUACUGUAGGUAUGGUAGCUUUGAUGAGAAAAAUUUCACAAAUUAACUCCUUGUAUACAAACCAAGCAUAGAGCUGACCUAGGAUUCUGGGUAACAAGACCCCUCCAUGCAUGCCUCAAGGGAAGGAACAAUGUCGUGAAUGUUGUGAAUAUGCUGUCAGUUAACCCUUAAAAAAAGUUUACCGUUACGUCCUAUCAUUGAGUCAUGGCUGUCGACACAGUUUCGGACACUUACUGGCAAACAGUCAAAGGUACCAUAAGAGAAAGAUGUGAGUUUAUUUUCAAUCAAGAACUCCUGAGCGAUGUGAAAUUCGUUGUCCGUGACUCCCAAGGCGGAAGCAAGAGGAUUCCAGCUCACAAGUUUGUUUUGGCGAUCAGUAGCCCAGUGUUUUUUGCCAUGUUUUUCGGGGAAAUGGCGGAGACGACAAAAGAUUCAGUGGAGAUAUCUGACUGCGAGUAUGAAAGCCUGCUGGAGUUGUUUCGCUUUAUCUACAGCGACGAAGUGAAGUUGAACGUUGAUAAUGUCAUGCAGUUGUUGUAUUUAUCAAAGAAAUACAUGGUGACUACUUUGGCCGAAAAGUGCUCUGCUUUCCUUCAAGAGAACCUGAACGCAUUAAACGUGUUUUACGUUUUGCAGGAUGCACAGAAAUACGAAGAAAAAGAUUUAGUGAAUCACUGUUGGAAAUUGAUCGAGACACAAACAUUAGAAGCUGUAAAAUCAGAGGGGUUCGUCACAGUUGAGAGAACAGUUUUGGAGGAAUUAGUGGAGAAAAAUUCGCUAAAUAUCAAAGAAGUUGAAUUAUUCAAGGCUGUUGAUUGCUGGGCUAAAAAAGAAUGUGAAAUGCAAGGCCUCGUUUGUCAAGGCUUCUUAAAACGAAGAGCCCUAGGAGAACGGAUUGUUAAGGGGAUUCGCUUUCCCGCGAUGGCGGAAAGAGAAUUCGCUGAUAUUGUCCUUGAUUCGGAAAUACUUACAUCCAGUGAGACGAAUCAUAUGAUUAAGUAUUAUAACUCUGUGCUGGAUAAUCCAGUGGGAUUUCAUGUAGCCAAAAGAACUAGACGCACAAACGUUAUUUCUAACUUUGCAUCA
Porites lobata is the source of this 4931-nucleotide messenger RNA. NCBI's taxonomy places the organism in Eukaryota, Metazoa, Cnidaria, Anthozoa, Scleractinia, Poritidae. The record is from the annotation of a GenBank genome assembly.